Actinia tenebrosa (Australian red waratah sea anemone) is the source of this 1241-nucleotide messenger RNA. Its product is annotated as small integral membrane protein 7. Lineage: Eukaryota; Metazoa; Cnidaria; Anthozoa; Actiniaria; Actiniidae. The record is from RefSeq and is a predicted model, not a curated record.
AAACGAUACAAGAAAAGUUUGUUGUAAAAAUCCUCUAAAAAUGGCUUUUAUUUCAGAUUUCUUGAUUGCAGCGACAUUAUUGAUAAAUGCUUGUGCUGUUCUAAACUUCAAACUGAAAAAGAAAUCCCCAACAGAUUCAUUUGGUGAGGAGGUACAAGAGCCAACUCUUGGUGAAAAGUUUAGAGAGUUUUUGUUAAACUUGAGAUAUUUCAGAAUAUUCAUUGGAAUUUGGAAUGUUGCAAUGAUGAUAUGUAUGAUAAUAAUCUUUGGGUCGUGAUGUGGAGUACGUCAAAUUUCUAAAUUAUUAAUAAGAUUUUGUCCAACCCUGCUGUUAUAUGGAAAGCUUAAUCAACUGCUGAAUUGACUGGGUGUUAAUAUUCAAGAAAGAGGGCAGCCUAGACCAGUGAUAUCUUAGGGGCUUUGGUAAAAAAAUAUGAGGGYGCAUUUUCAAGAGCUCCUUUAGGUGAGCCCUGUUGAACUGAGCUACAUAUUAGAAGUAAAAAAUAAAGAAUUUUACCUUAUCACAACAGAGUUAGGCUCCAAACUAUUUGAAAGCUCAAAGAYCGAAUUGGAAUAGGAAAGUUGGUUUUACUGGAGGGAGGGAACUUGGAGAUACACCCUUGAAGCAAUUCAAUUACUCAUACACAACAAUUAUUAUUCUUGGGAAUACGACACCAAGUCUGGAAUCAAACAUGAGUUUUGUUGGUGUGAGGUGAUGCAAUAGUAGCUCACACCACACCACACCACACCUUUUAUCCUUUUUAAUGAAACUUCAAGUACAAGUAAAUUUAGAUUAAAAUUUUAGAUGGAGAACCUCCAAAACUUGAUUUUGAUGUAGACUGGUUGUAAUUAAGAAUACAUUUAUGACUGUAAGCCCUGUCACUAAUAGAGGCUUUGCACCAUUGCAUGACGGCAGCCAUGUUAGAUGGCAUGAAGAAUGCAAUAGUUUUACAUGAGAAAGAACUCAAUUCCCAAGAGCAAUGGGAUUUUAUUGUUCUGCCAUCUAACCACCGGCAGUCCAAGCUGUAUUAUUGUCACUGGCAUGUAAUGGUGCAAAGCCUCUAUGGUUUAAACAAGUAGCCUCCUUUUAAAUAGAAAUAAUUGUACAAAGAUACCAAAAGAAUUUUGUAAAAAAUGGUAAUAUGAUAAUAUUAAAAUCUAGUAUAGAACAAGAUAUCUUUAAGGUUUAUUUUGGUGUCAUAAUCAUUAAAUAAAAAAUUAUUACAAAUGUUGUAGACAUU